GGCUACGGUGCGACGAGAAAGGUAAUGGUGAAUAGAAAGUAUGUCACAUUGCUCAACUGGAUGAUCAUAGGUUGCGACAAAACGAUGAUCAUUUGUUAGACCUUCAUGGAUUAACCAUUGCGGAGGCUAGAGUGGUGCUUAAAGAAGGCGUGACACAGUGGUGGUCAAGAAGUCAAAUGCAAUCUGCGAGACGCUUGAUUCAACCAUUAAGGAUUGUCACAGGAGUAGGAAAACACUCAGAGUACGGUGAAUCUAAACUGUUGCCCAUGACUCAGAAAUUUUUAAGGAGUGAAGGCUGGAUGUUUGAAACACCUAAUCCUGGUUGCAUCCUCGUGAAAGGAAUUCAACAAAAAAUGGAAAAACAAAAUAAAUGAUUCCUGUUUGUUUGUAUCUUUUGAUUUUCUUAUGCACAGUGCGACUGGUAAAUUUUGUCCGUUU
Molecule: messenger RNA, 438 nt
Organism: Rhizopus microsporus ATCC 52813
Lineage: Eukaryota; Fungi; Mucoromycota; Mucoromycetes; Mucorales; Rhizopodaceae
Exons: 2
Coding region: 177-374 (65 amino acids)
Source: RefSeq, a predicted model, not a curated record